UCAGGAGAACCGUCCUGAAACGCAUCGCCCUCUGGUCGGAGCAGGUGGUGUGAGCACCCUCAGAGCAGGAUCCUCAGCGCUGGGCCCGGCGCCGAUGGCAGACGAUGUCGACCACUAACAACAUCGCUCAGGCCCGCAAGCUGGUGGAGCAGCUCCGCAUCGAGGCCGGCAUCGAGCGCAUCAAGGUCUCCAAAGCCUCUUCGGAGCUGAUGAAUUACUGUGAGCAGCAUGCCCGGAGCGACCCUCUGCUGGUGGGGGUGCCAGCCUCCGAGAACCCCUUUAAGGACAAAAAGCCCUGCACCAUCCUAUAGCCACCCCAGCUGCAGUUUGUGCCCCCCAGGCAGGGCCAGGCCGGACCCGCUGGCACCGCGCAGCGCCGAGGGGUAAAGGCCAAACAUCGGCUGCUGCGCUUCCAUCCGUGGGCGCUGCGGGUUGGGGUGGUGGUGGAGGGUGCUGAGCCGAGGGGGUGAACAUUUCCAAGUAACACAAAAGAAAUAAA
This is a messenger RNA of Lagopus leucura (white-tailed ptarmigan), 499 nucleotides long. It is a transcript of the gene GNG7, whose product is annotated as G protein subunit gamma 7. Gene Ontology annotation, molecular function: G-protein beta-subunit binding. Gene Ontology annotation, cellular component: heterotrimeric G-protein complex. The record is from RefSeq and is a predicted model, not a curated record. The transcript is spliced from 3 exons. Gene Ontology annotation, biological process: G protein-coupled receptor signaling pathway. Lineage: Eukaryota; Metazoa; Chordata; Aves; Galliformes; Phasianidae. The coding region runs from base 105 to 311 and encodes 68 amino acids.